UCGUGUAAGAUAAUAUACAAUGAAAUUAGCAGUGUUGAGAGCAAGCAGAAAUUUAUUAACAUACUUAAUGGCUGGAUGGAAAAAGAAAAGAGCCAAUUUGUCACGUUGAAUAUCAAUCAAUCGAAACAGACGACUACACUAGACAGUAACGAUAACGAUUCUUCUGAAAAAAUAGACGACAUAGGCAGCGAAAAAGUUAGACCGCUUUUGAGGUAUGACGAAAAAAAUAAGUGCCGAUACGAUAGCCUGCCAUCCAAAAAACUAACGUCGAAAAAAAUUAGAUUCGCUGAUAGGAACCAUAAGCUUAAUCCGUAUUCUGAUGAAAUUAGUAAGCAAAACUCAAAAAUUGAACAGAUCCAGAAGGCGCUAAGGCUAUGCAGUUUGAAUAGACACCUCAUGAAGUGUUCCGAAAGGAUUGUUGCCGAGAAAAUGUUAUUGGUAGAAACUAUAAAGAAGGGUCUCCUGCAACAAGCCUCUCUUAAUUCUCCACUAUCUUUGCCCAAAAACUCCAACAUAGUGAUCAGAAAUAUACGUUUUGACCUUAAAACUAAUGAGGCGGAUAACUGUACACAUUAUUACAUUUGUCUGAUUAAGAAUGGGAUUGAUGUUGUUACAUCUGAAAUAGCGAUACCCAUUAAAAAUGUAAUCAUCUUUAAAAAAACAAUGGACAUUAAAGAUGUACAUCCUAAUUUGGUUCUAAGCUUGUAUUUCAUGAAGGUUCCGAAUGGAGAAAGGACUGGGAAGAAUAGAUAUACAAGCUAUAUUAAAAAGGUUUUAAAGAAAAUUUUGUUUAUCCUUAGUACCCAAAAGACUUGCGAGCUCAAGCAAAGACAAUAUUCUGAAUUUGAGUGCGUGGGGAGUGCAACUCUUUCGUCGUUGACAAGCCAGGACCCAACAUUGGACGUUCCAGUCAAUUCGUGUGUUGUAGAACAAUUCGUUGCAGAGGUUGAAGUGAGCGAUAAGUAAUCCUUUAUUAAAGGA
Aethina tumida (small hive beetle) is the source of this 981-nucleotide messenger RNA. RefSeq lists its product as uncharacterized. The record is from RefSeq and is a predicted model, not a curated record. Bases 76 to 966 code for a protein of 296 amino acids. The transcript has 3 exons. NCBI's taxonomy places the organism in Eukaryota, Metazoa, Arthropoda, Insecta, Coleoptera, Nitidulidae.